UUUCCAUUCGCGUUCGGUCAGAUAACAAAACCCCCCAGCCGCACCGAAUGCACCCUAGCCGUGUUCGUGAUGCGGAGGAGGACCUCGCUCGGCGUCUUAUUACCAGCAGCCAACCCAGUUCUGCGCGGCGAGGUUCCCCAGCCCAACUACAAGCGAGCGAGCGAACUCGCGUCAAACAACCAAGCCCAGCCCCAUUGACCAAAUCGCUUUGCGCUUCCUCCCCUGUGCUCUGGAGCCUGGCAACUCGCUGCGAGCAAGUCAGGCUAUUUGGCGGUCAAUGCGCCGGUCUUUUUCAAGUGCCCCGAGGAGUGAGCAACCACCCCCUGGACAGGAGUAUUGUUGGUCAACAACAAGAAACGAUACAAGCGCCAGCCCACCGCAUUGGGCUGAGAAAGGUGAUACAGCUUCUUCAUCACGCUUCGCGAGCUCGCGCUGACGUUGCCCCGGUUCCGAGUGGGAGACCUUCAUUUGGAUUCAACUGACCGACGAACACAGGGGGAAGACGGAUAUUAGCACUGCCUGUCAGUUACUACAGUCGAGUGGUUCCUAGGUUCAUCAGGACCAUUAGAAGUUUCCAGGCAUUCACGCUGUCCAACAUCGCCAAAUGCACGCGUAAUAGCCUGACAACACCAGCCGGGAAUCUUUAUCUCUCUCUCUCUUUAAAUUGCCAUUCUUGUUUACUGACCACGAAGCGAGGAGGGACAAUCGAAUGCCUUCAUUGGAUAGAGACCGCUACAAACACAAUUGCGCCCAUCCGUGAUUUAUACAGUCAUUUCUCCCCGGCUUGUAACGGCAAUUGCGCCCAUUUAGCCUGAACCAGAGAACGGUUGCAGCUCGAUAUAUACCCCGCAAGUAGCCUACCUGCUCUAUUCGAGCUCUAUUAUUUUCUCCAAGAUGCAUCUUCGGACAGUAUUGGACGUGAAAGUGGUGGAUGUGGAGAAGAGACGUCAUCCCUCAAAGCAUUACGUGUAUCUCAUCAAUGUAACAUAUUCGGACACCACCUCCCACGUCAUCUACAGAAGAUACAGCAAGUUCUUUGACCUUCAGAUGCAGAUCCUCGACAAGUUCCCAAUCGAGGGAGGGCAGAAAGACCCCAAAAAGAGGAUUAUCCCUUUCUUACCAGGUAAGAUCCUGUUCCGCAGAAGUCAUGUGAGAGACGUGGCCAUGAAGAGACUGCGCUUCAUCGACGACUAUUGCAGGGCGCUGGUGAGGCUCCCCCCCCAGAUCUCCCAGAGUGAGGAGGUGCUGCGCUUCUUUGAGACCAAGCCCGAGGACCUCAACCCCCCCGUCGAGGACUAUGGCACCAAGCGCAAAUCAGUGUGGAUGUACGGCCUUCCUGAUAGCCCUACCAAGACGGAGGCCACAGGCCUGGAGAGCGGAGAGCCCAUGGUGCUGGAGCAGUACGUGGCCGUGGCCAACUACGAGCGGCAGGAGAAUUCGGAGAUAAGCCUGCAGACCGGCGAGCUGGUGGACGUCAUCGAGAAGAGUGAGAGCGGCUGGUGGUUCGUGAGCACUGCUGAGGAGCAGGGAUGGGUUCCCGCCACGUAUCUGGACUCGCAGAACGGCACCAGAGACGAUCUGGACCUGAGCACCAGCAGAACCGGAGAAGUCACUAAGAGGCGCAAGGCUCACCUGAAGAGGCUGGACCGCCGAUGGACACUGGGGGGCAUAGUCAACCGGCAGCAGAGUCGAGAGGAGAAGUAUGUGACGGUGCAGCCCUAUGCCAGCCAGGGGAAGGAUGAGAUUGGCUUCGAGAAGGGAGCCACCGUGGAGGUCAUACAGAAGAACCUGGAGGGCUGGUGGUUCAUCAGGUACCAGGGCAAAGAAGGCUGGGCGCCGGCCUCCUACCUGCGCAAGAUGAAGGAGGACUUCUCCUCGCCCUCCUCCUCCCGCAACAGCAGCGGCGGCAGCAAGAAGACGCUGACCGGCCCCGUGGAGAUCAUCGGCAACAUCAUGGAGAUCAGCAACCUGCUCAACAAGAAGUCCGUCAGCGAGAAGGACGUGCAGACGGACGGCGGCAGCGGAGGCGGUGGUAGCACGGGCGGAGACGUCACGCCCGAACGCCACAUCUCCAAGAGCGAGAUCAGCCUGCCCAUACCAUGUGGUGGUGGUGGAGCUUCGACCACCGAGGCCACUGCUGGUGCUGGAGGUGUUGUUGGUGGUGGUGGUUGUGGCAAUCGCGGUAGCCGUGGUAGUAUCGGAGAAGGAGGCUGUGUUGGUGUUGGUGGUGGCACCAAUGCGACUGUGUCGUUGGGGGCGAGUGUGAGUCUGUCCGGGCCUCCUCCUGCUCUUUCGGGCCCCACCUCGGCUCUCCAUCACGACAUCAGCAUCAGCACCAGUAGUAUCGUCAGCAGCAGUGGCGGCGGCAGCAGCAGCAAGCCCAGAGCUGACCCGGGGUCCCCUGCCAUCGCACGCGUGGCCCCACACAGAGUGGAGAUAGGUUCACCAAACCUACGUCAGAAGCCUCCUCCCCGCCGGGACGCCAACCUGGGCUUGCACUUGCCAAAGCCACCAGAGCCCCCUACUGUCGAGGCCGAGUACUACACCAUCGCAGAGUUCCAGUCCAGCAUCUCAGAUGGCAUCAGUUUCCGUGGAGGACAAAAGGCUGAUGUGAUCGAGAAGAACUCCAGCGGAUGGUGGUACGUGUCCAUCGGCGAGACCGAGGGCUGGGCUCCCUGCUCCUAUAUAGACAAGCGCAAGAAGCCCAACCUCAGCCGGCGAACCAGCACGCUCACCCGGCCCAAAGUCCCUCCCCCAGCCCCGCCUGUCAAGAAACAAGACUCCACCGACGACACCUCCUCUCUGUGCGGCGUUGGUGGCGGCAGUGGUGGUGGUGGUAGUAACCGAGCUUCCACGUGCUCCACCAAAGCCCAAGAAUCUCCCAGCAGGCCUGUGUACGAGGAACCAGAGUACGACGUACCCGCCAUCGGCUUCGACCUGGACUCUGACAAUGACUCCCUGAAGGGAGAGUGCACGGCGGAGGUGAGGACCAACGGAGGAAGCAGGCCACACGGUGGGAAGUACCCGCCCCACCACCAUCAUGUCUACCACUCCGCCACCCUGGGCACCUCGCACUCCCAGAAGAACUCCCCGUUCCGGGUCGGGCAGUCCCUGGAGGACAUCUGCCGCGAGGAGUCCAUCUAUGAGAAUGACGGCUUCCGACCCUUCUUGCCCGAAGACUUUGCUCCGUCCAAGGACUCCAGCGGGCACGAGUCGGACUCCCCCAAGGUCCAGUCCAACUCCUCCUCUCCCCUGGCCCGCAAGUUCCAAGGCGGGUCCGUUUCGGUGUCUGUCUGCUCGUCCCCCGGCAGCGGAUCCAGCAAGCCCCUGAGAAAGGUGACCCCUGACCUCUCCCGCAGCCAAUCCCUGAACAGAGGAGACGAGACCAGCCCCAGGUCUUCUUCCGACGAGUCUGGAAGCCGAGGCUUCCGCAGACAGGCCAGUGCCAGACGCAGCGGCCGAGCAGACGAGGACUCCAGAGAAAGCCUCACGUCGUCGCAGAGUCCCCUGGCCCGCCCCAAGCCUGUGGUCCGGCCCAAGCCACUGCUGACCAAGUCGGAGCCACAGAGCCCAGAGAGGAUGGACAUCAGCACCCUGCGUAGGCAGCUCAGACCCACAGGUAGCCUCCGCGUCUCUAGCCUCAGACCCGGAGGAGGAGGUGGUGGCGGCCGCGGAGGUGGAGGUGGUGAGGACUCCGAAACGGCCUCGGUGGUGUCGUCCGAGGACUCGGCCUCGUCCCGCAGCACCUCCGACCUCUCCAGCAUCUACUCCAAAGGCAGCCGCGGCGGCGACUCGGACCUGGAGACCUGCUUCUACCGCACCACGGACGCCUACCAGCGCGCCCAGGACUCGGAGAUCAGCUUCCCGGCCGGGGUGGAGGUGGAGGUGCUGGAGAGGCAGGAGAGCGGCUGGUGGUUCAUACGCUGGGGCCACGAGGAAGGGUGGGCGCCCACCUACUUCCUGGAGCCCGUCAGGCAGCCUCCCGGUGGCGAUCACGACCCCAUGGACGGCCCACUUCUCGGGGAGCUGGGAGGACGAGGUGGAGGGGGAGGUGGCAGUGGCAGCAGCCGAGGAGGCUCCAAGUCCAACAGCCUGGAGAAGAACGAGCAGCACGUCCAGGUGCUGAACAACCUCAACCAGCGCCACCAUCACCACUCGCCCCCGAUCCCUUCAAAACCUCCAGGGGGAUUCCACAGGUCCACCGCCCACACAGGAGGCUUGACUAAUGGGGCAGGACUGGGCUCGGGCUCGGGCUCGGGGACGGGGACCGGGAGCGGAACAGGGGUGCGGAUGAGGAACGGCGUGCGCCAAGCUGCCGUUCGCCCUCAGUCGGUGUUCGUGUCCCCACCGCAGCCGGUGAAGGACACCAACAUGCACGCCAACACGGGCUCCCUGCGCCGCAACGAGUCCAUGGGAGCCACGGACGGCAUGCACCGCUCCAGUACCGGUGUCCGACGCAACUCCUCCUUCAACGCCGUACGGGCUGCGCAGAGUGGAUCGGCGACCUUGGACAGUCGGGGAAGGUCGUCCACCACCAUCGCCGCAUCAGGUAGCAUUAGCUACAACAGCGCCACCCUCGGUCACAGCAGCAGCAGCAGCAGCAGCCAGAGCCAUAGCAACAGCAGCAGCAUCAUCGGCGUCCAGAGAAACGGCAUCCCCGUGUCCACCGUUCGGCCCAAGCCCAUCGAGAAGUCGCAGCUCAUCCACAACACCCUGCGAGAGGUCUACGUGUCGAUCGCCGAGUACCGAGGAGAUGAGGAGACCAUGGGGUUCCCGGAGGGGACCAACCUUGAGGUUCUGGAGAAGAACCCCAACGGCUGGUGGUACUGCCAGGUGCUGGACGGCCUGCACAACCGUAAGGGCUGGGUGCCCUCCAACUACCUGGAGCGGAAGAAAUGAUCGCUGCCACACUUAAAGGUAGGGUUGCAGGUAUGACAUCACGUUGGGGGAACUCCCCCAGGAUUCUAAGGUUCUACAUAGACUCAUAUAGAGCCUGGGGAGCCCCAAGGUGAUGUCAUAAUAGUACAUAUUCUUAAAAUGGUUAAUCUGCAACCCCACCAUUAACGCUCCUUCCCCAAACUUGAAGCCCUGUAUGUUACACUCGGAUUAUAUGAUAUAUCGAUUGCUUCUGGUUGAUUAUCUAAAGUGCAAGAAAUGAUUGUUGCCAGACCAAUGCAUCAUCAUUCUACGGAACGCUUAGUGACUCGUUUCGUUAUGCUCAGUGGAUUAAUUGGUUGAUCGAUCAACUGAUGGCUUGAUGUGUCAAUUAAGUGUAAACAAACAGAGUGAAGAUAUUUUUUUGUUUUUGAUGUGGUUUUCUAUUGUUACCUUAAACCGAACGAAAAAUGUUUGGAUUUACAAGUGAUGGAGCAAUUGUGGAAGGUAUAGGACAAUGGACCUGGGAAGAAAGGACUUAAAUUGGAUGCAACGAACGGUUGUAACUUCAGGAAAGACUUGGUCAAGUUCGUCUUCAGUUUUGGAGAGAGGAGAAAAUAGUGAAAAUAUACAUCUUAUAAAUGGGGGUUUACAUAAAAAAAGAAAAUAUCCUACAUUGAAGCAGGAUGAUAUCCUUGCACAAUACCUGAUUUUUUUUUGUUCAUGCCAAAAGGGUGCCUUCUUUCGAGCGACAGUGGGUUGAAUGCCUAGCGGUAUAUCAAGCGAUCACCAGUGAAUCGAACAUAAAGUACCAAAUCAAAAGACACUGUGCCAUAGAUUUAUGUGCAUGGAAAUCACCAAAAUUAUCUAUUUUUGAAACCAAUUUAACCUUUUAGAUUAAAAAAACAACUAAAUCAGAAAGAAUAUGUGUUAGUGUUUUUCGCAGUAGAGAAGAGUUGCAAAUGUAAGAUCGAUCACUCACAAUGCAAUGAAUGAGAAUGUUAUGUACGCAGUUCACAACAGAUCAUGCUGUGUCAGAGCUCUUUGUUAGCAGCAAAGACAAAGACAACUUAAAGGAGAUCAGGAAACCAACAAAAACUUAAAUCUCCUGUACUUUUUUUAAAAAGUAAAAAAAAAAAAACUUUGUUGUUAUUUUUUGUAUGUUAUUGUUUUUUUGUUAUUUUAUUGUUUCAUGUAUGUUUGUGUGAGAGAGCGUCCGUGUGCGUGUGCCUGCGUGUGCAUGUGUGUGUGUUCCUUAGAGAUGUAUUUCUGCUUUCUUGUGACAUCGAACCUAAACUGUCAGCCUACGUUAAGCACCACACCAGGACUAUUAGGGGUGUCGGAAGGGUCCUGGAUUGUGAAGGAGAUCUUAUUGAGGCUUAAAGAAUUGGCCAUCGUCAUUCACCUCUGUCCUAACCAGACAUACACACAUACACUUUAUAAUAGCAAUGCAUUCAAAAUAAAGUAACAAAUUGACUACAAUGCAUUAUGAGGGCGUAUUUUCUUCGAGUUUAAAAAACAACCCCUUUGGAAACAUCUGCCCAAGUCUUGAAACAUACAUACAAUAAGUUUACAAAAAUAGGUUGAAGUAGAUCUUUACUUUCAUUUGAUCAUAGUUUGUUUUAUUUUAAUGAGCAAACAAAAACUAGUCUAGCAGACAAAACAAAACUGUGUAUACUAUAUUUGCUGCUUGUAGCUAGUUUGUUGUCACUGGUAUUGUGGCAUACAGUAGCCUACGUGGAAGGACAUAUACUGGAAACAACACAUAAUGCUAGCCAAGCAGUCCCAGGGAGGUAGUUACUGGACAUACACAUUAUGGAGCCCAAAAUGUGAUCUAACCAAAUAGAAAUACCAACAUGUUUUUUUUUCUUUGCUAAUUUGUAUAGUAGCCUAUUAGUAUAUUUAUUUUAGCGGGUACUGGAAAUACAGUGUAUUCAUCGGACUACCCAAACGAGGUUUUCAUAACUGAAAAUAGGAAAAUAAAAAAAGUAUUUAAUUGAGUUAUCUGGAAGCACUUGAUUUCUUCUUUCACCCAAAGAAAAGCACAGAUAUGCAAGGGCUAGCUUCAAUAUAAAUAAACAAUAUUGCUGGGCAGUAUUGCGAUAGAAGUUGGGAGUUCUAUAAUGGGCUGUUUAAAAUCACUUUGCCUGUCAUAGUGAAAACGUUUGUUUUCUUUUUCAUCUAUGAGAAUUUAACAAAAGAGAAAAUAUUGUAACAGUUUAGUUAACAAAUUGGCAAGCAAUCCCUGUUAUUGGAGUAUUCGCUUAUGUCGAGACAGCUUACAAACAUCUCUCUCUCUCUCUCCUUGUCUGUCUACCCUAUCCAUCUCACAUGCGGAGACUGAGAUCAUGUCCUCUUAUUAUUAUCAAGCCCCAAUGACCUGGUCUAUCAAAUGGCUGAUGUUCAAGACUGCUGAAAUAUUUUUCUAAUGAAACUAGUGUGGACUCAAACAAUGGGCCGAACACUAACUUGUAUUUUUUUUUCCGUUUCGUUUUCUGCUGGACAGUAUUAUAGUAUUAAACAAAGUACCUGCUAGAUUGCAGUUAUAUUCGUUUGUGUUUAUCAUUUUUUUCGAAAAGCAAAUGUUGUUUUGUUACCGUUGCUGUGCGAUCGCACAGGCACAAUAAUAAUGAAAGAAGUGGUUCGUUUUUGUGAGUUGAUGCACUUUUUUUUUCUUCUUGGGGGGAGGAAAGUGCAUUAACGCAAAGAUGCAGUCAUCACACUCAGCACAUUAUUUAUUGAAAACAAUUAGCUCUUUUUUUGAAAAAAUAUUUAUGGAUUAUUUAAUUUUUGUUUAUUUUUUUAUACCUCUGUACACAGAUACAGUAUGGCGGUUCUUUUUACCAUUACAUGGUGAGCUCACGGUCGUCUCAUUUUCCGAGGCAGUGUGGCGUCCCUUAGUGAUGAAAAUGUGUUGCUACAGCCUUCUCAUUAUUUCUGCUCCUAAGGGGGUAUUCCAUGAAAGAGUGGUAAAGCAGGUUUAGCUAACCGAGGUAGUGGUAAAUCAUGUAAUAGAAGAGGCUGCAGUCCUCAUUUUCUUAACUAAAUGACACAUAUGGUCUCUUUAUUAUCAGGUUUACCAUAUCAUGUAGGUUAACUAGCCAGGGGUCCGUAUCUCGAAAGCGUCUUUGCUAAUGAUGGGAGCAACGUCCUUCGUAAGAGCGACUUAAUUCUCUCUCGACAGUGACGCUCACCACUAAAUCCAAGGGAAAGGUAUGUCUUAAGACGGUUAGCAACAACAAGAAUCGUGAAACGGACCCCAUGUUUGUCACUUAAUAUUCUUGGAAUACCCCUGGAAGUGGAGAUGGCAAUAAUUUACCUCCACUUAAAAAAAACCCUGGAAUACAUCCCCUGCACCGUGGGAAAACAAAGCAAAAACAAUGGAACAUAUAAUAAUUGAAUGUUUUUUUUCCUAUUCUAAAGCAGCUAAAAAUAACUUUUUUUGUAUCUUCAUUGGCCAUUUUUUGCCAACUUUCCCAAAUUGUUUUUCUAAAGCUGUGUGCUGCAACGUCUUUGCAACUAUGGACACUUCCUCUGUUGUUAUUGCACCGACCAUAAUGCCUGAUCCUGUUUUAUACUUUUUAAAAUAACAUCUCACUCAUUAAUGGGCCUAAAUACAAGUACCCAUAUUCAUGGGAGUAUUUCUAUAUUCACAGAAAAAGUCAUACAUCCAACUGAAAAAAAACUCUUGUGGGGAAAAGUACCAUCUUUCUCAAAGGAGUUAUUUGCUUACAAAUUCCCCUGAUUUUUUUAAAAUCACUUUACACUCUUAUAUUUCACUUGUUUUUGUAGUGUUAUGUAAGUUACACCAGAUUUGAUAAUUGAUUCCAUUAUUGUCUUGGUACUUUUUAAUAUUAGUCAAGUAUUGAUCAAUUGAAUUAUGAGUCCCAUUCCCACCCCAGUCUAAACAAAAUAAUUUCCUUUGACGAAGGCAUUAUGGACCUGUGUCGACCCACUCCAACACUAUUAACGGAUAAAUGUGUCUUUUGUUUCAGUAAAUUCAAUUUACACUGCUUUAAGCGUGCUGCGAAUUACAAGGGAACCGUUGUGUGUGUCUAGCUAUAGGCCUUCAAAAAACGCAUUUAGUUGUGUAUCGGCUUUAACGUCAACUGUUUUUGUUUGUACUCGUUAUUUUUUACUAUUAUUUUAUCUUUCAAUCUGCAUAACUAUUGUAAUUUAAUCUGUUUAUUUUCCUGUUUCAUUUUCCCUUUUCUUUGUUUGUUGACAUGAUUCAAAUGUAUUAACGAGGAAAUGUGCAAUAGAAAAUAGGCAUCUCACCUGAAUUUGCGGGAAAAUAAUAAUCACAAUUUCUUUUGUUUAUUUGGGUCUUUUAUAUUUUGGUUCGUUUAUUUGAUUCGUCUUGUCUAUGUUAACUGCAUCUUUUACAUAAUCAGUGGUAAUUUCAAAUGUUAUUGGCGUGUGAAAUGUCACUGCCGCUAUUACCGUAAUGUAUGCAGUAUAUUGACAUGCCCUCCAAUUGCACAAAAUACCGUAAUAACAUUAGUAUUGUUUUCUUUUAGUCAAAAGAUGGGACAGCUACAGUCAUUGAAGUUCUUCACCAAUAUUUGACCGGACUUGACUUAAGCCAUCAAAAAACUAUGUCUAAGCACCCACACCCUAACAUUGCGUGUGUGUGUGCAUGUGCGUGCCGUGUACAGUGGCGGAUGUACAGUACCCAAUAUAUGAUUAGACCCCCUUAGGGGUCUUACACACCAGGGCGGUAAAGCGUCGCGGAACGGCCGCGUUUUUUACCGGCGUCGGUGAAAAUACAUUGAAACAUAUCUGUCCUUACACACCAACCGGCGGUAGUCGAGCGUCAGCGGCGUGGGAGCCGGCUCCGCGCCGCGCUGCAUUUGGAAAAUAGAUCUCGAGCGUAUUUUUCACGCCGGCGACCGACGGUGUCUCAUUCAAAUGAAUGGCAAGGUAGCAUACUAGCUUUGGCUGCGGUGAGGGUUUUGAAUAGGACUGGCCACGCACGCCGACGCUGUCAGUGUGAAAGGCAGAGAAAAACACGCCGGCCAAAACUAAGCAGAAAGACCGCCUUGGUAUGUUUUGGCCCUUACAGUACGAGCUGAUAGACAAGCUUGAGUGAUCAGUCACCUAGGCAACUGGGGGAGCAGAGUGACAGAGUGGGAGUGUGUCACGCACGCACACACGCACACGCACACACACACACACACACACACACACACACACACACACACACACACACACACACACACACACACACACACACACACACACACACACACACACACACACACACACACACACACACACACAGUGGCACCUUUUUCUUCCUUGGCCAUCCAUCAAUCCUGCUGUUGCCAUGACAAUUGCAAUGACAUGUCCAGUCGUGUCUUUGUCCUGGACUGAAAAUGCCACAAAGACACUAACUGAAAUCGACUUUGCUUCUUCAUAGACUGCCACAUGCACCAGGCGUCUACCGUAUUUGUAGGACAGCAGCAGACACAUUUGUUUUCAAUUUUCAGACAGAAUUGAUCAUUGAGUCAUUUGAUGAUCACAUAUUUUGUCAACAAGUUGAAUGGGCUUGCAGAGGUUUAUCGCUUACACAGUGUGAAUGUGCGUGUUCCAACUGUAGUAGGCCUAAUCAUCUCUUCGCUAUUAGCGUAGAUUUGACUUUAAGCAUAGAUGUUAGCUUUUUAGCUAGUUUAGUUUAGCUUGUAGGGAUGUAGCUAUGCUACCCUGUCUUGAAUUGCCCUACCUUUCUAUACUUUGGCAGAAAUCCAAGAUGUUAAUGUUCGUCAUUGAUGGGACUAGACAGACCCUAUUACUUUUGUAUCAUUUUAGCGUAGCUACAUUUUAUUCUCUGUUUCUUUUUUGUUUUCCUACUUUAUUCACCUUGUAUAAAAACUUAAGAUUUUGGUGUCCAUCAGUCUGGGAUCUUACAAAGAAGUCCCUAUGAGAAACGAUGGUCAGAGAAGGGAUAGACAGGUGUGUGUGUGUGUGUGUGUGUGUGUGUGUGUGUGUGUGUGUGUGUGUGUGUGUGUGUGUGUGUGUGUGUGUGUGUGUGUGUGUGUGUGUGUGUGUGUGUGUGUGUGUGUGUGUGUGUGUGUGUGUGUGUGUGUGUGUGUGUGUGUGUGUGCGUGCGUGCACGUGUGGGUGUGUGUGCGUGCACGUGUGUGUGUGUGUGUGUGCAUGCGUGUGUAAGUGCGUGCUUGCGUGUGUGUAGACAGUGUUGUCUGUUGGCAGGGUUUGAGGGGUGAGAAUGUUGGGAGUAUGUUGGAGGUGGUGUUUAGUGUCGGGAAGUUGAGACAUAGUGCACAAAGCCCACUUGCAGAGCUUACAGUAGGCCACUUUGGCAAAUAUGGGGGGUUGCACCCUCGUACCUGGGCUUCUUCAAAUGAUGCUUAGGAAAGCAAUGUUUCCGUAAGAAGCCAUGGCUACUAUCCCUGUUACAUCGCGUAGGUACCAUGUGUAACAUGUUAUGUGCAUUUUAUUACAUACACUGUACCAUAGAUUUAGAGUUAGCGUUAGUUUUGUACAGUGCAAGUACGUAAUAUUAUGUAAUAUUAUUGGGGGAAAAACAAAUAUUACCUAGCUCUGCUUGAGGGGUUGUUGCUCUGUGUAGGGAGGGGAGUCGUUUUUGAGAAAGUUUGUUGUACGUGCACUCGGGUUGUGAGGUGUGUGAUACACAGGGAGAGUUUUAAGUAGGUUUUUGAUUUAGCGUGGUCAUUAUUUUUUUAAAUGUUAUCUUAGUUUUAUUGCAUUUUAUGUCCCCUGUUGAGCGCAAAGGUGGCUUCAUAAGGUAUUGAUUAAAUCUGCUUCUUACUUUCGACUUGGUCUAAUUGUGGUUUCAUGCCCUUUAGGCUUACUAAACGUUGUUACGAUAGAGUAGUGUCAGUCUGUUGUUCCUUUCAUUCUUUUGAUUACAUUAUUCGAUUUGUCUGUCAUCGUCAGUGACAGACAAACUGGGUGUCUGCCCUAUAGUCACAUUGCUUAAUUGCCAUCUAUUUUUGUUUUAAAAUUUCCUUUUAGAAGUAGAACUAACCGAGUGUAGCUUGUUAGUCGUUUCAUAAUCAUGUUCUUCUGUUCUGCAAAGACACAGUUAGGGCUUUCAGGCCAACCAGAACGGAGCCGGUGCCGGCACUAAAGUGCUUAUUUGCGAACCGCCCGUGUUCAUACCAGGCUCUGGACUUUUUCCGCAUGCGACUUUUUACCCGGAUGAACCUGCUGAUGACCACGUUGUCGUCACGGUUUGCGGAGAAAAAAAAGGUAUUUUGCAGUUCGCAUUGCGAACCAACUUUUCGGUUCGCGAACGCUAAUAUCUGUGGCAUGAACAUGCUUCCUGAUAAGGUUCCCAGUGAGUCACACUGAGAGGUCAAAGGAGCAUUUUGAAGUCAUAUGAUGUCCAAAAGACAGUUUUGUGUUCUGCUGAAAACCAAUGCUGCUGCUGUCCUGCAGAAAUGUACUAAUUCAUUCACACACACACACACACACACACACACACACACACACACACACACACACACACACACACACACACACACACACACACACACACACACACACACACACACACACACACACACACACACACACACACACACACACACACACACAGUCCCUUAUCCAACUCCUCAAACAUGACUGUAGAUGGACCAAUUUCGGUGCUAUAUUUUUGAUUGAUCAUUGUGGAGAAUCAGCUUUAUCAGAAUGUUUUUAUUCGGUUUAAUUUUUAUUUUGUUUUAGGAGGGUUUUUUGCUGCAUGUGGUUUGUAUCUCUGCUUUCAAAGGAUAUGGUUUCACAGUACUGUAGAGCUUGGCUUCGGGAUACAGCCGUGACAGGCCAAGCCGUCAUGGUUUGGACACGAAUGAAAUCAAAUAAGAGCGAGAGAUAAUUUGCUUGUUGAAAUACAAUAAAGACGACCUUGGCGUUUUAAGGCUUGUAAAGCUCAGUGGAAUAAUAUUUGCAUUUGCGAAAGUGAAGUGAAAGUGAGAGAGAUAGUGGGAGGGAAUUAAAUUGGAUUACUCCUUAUACAAUGUUUCUAUUCCCACCAAAACUCUCGUUCUUCUCUUCUCUUUCCCAGGCUGUGGAGUUUCCUUUGAAAGCAAGAGAUGUUUUUAUUUUUAUUUCUUUUUUUUAUUUGUUUUACAGCUCAUCUUCCAAAAAAAGAACAAAAAAGGUUUAAAAAAAACAAAACAAAAGUCUUUUGCUUUAUCUUUUGGUUCUUAUGUUUUUGUUGUUGUUCUGUAUCAUGUUUACAUUGUAUCUUGCAUUGCCCUAAAGAAAAAAAAAC
Molecule: messenger RNA, 13135 nt
Organism: Engraulis encrasicolus (European anchovy)
Lineage: Eukaryota; Metazoa; Chordata; Actinopteri; Clupeiformes; Engraulidae
Gene: sh3pxd2aa
Product: SH3 and PX domains 2Aa
Exons: 15
Coding region: 895-4899 (1334 amino acids)
Biological process (GO): superoxide anion generation
Cellular component (GO): cytoplasm
Molecular function (GO): protein binding; superoxide-generating NADPH oxidase activator activity; phosphatidylinositol binding
Source: RefSeq, a predicted model, not a curated record